This is a messenger RNA of Aegilops tauschii subsp. strangulata, 642 nucleotides long. RefSeq lists its product as uncharacterized. NCBI's taxonomy places the organism in Eukaryota, Viridiplantae, Streptophyta, Magnoliopsida, Poales, Poaceae. The record is from RefSeq and is a predicted model, not a curated record.
AUGGACUGCUUCUUCCGCGCGUGCUUGCUGGCCAUCGCCAACGCCGUCUGCAUCGGCGGCACGGCGAUGAUCGUCUACGCGUUCGUCAACCUGGCGCGGAAGCCCCACAGCAAGGGCUCCAUACUCGAGGCCUCCGUCUUUCUCCUCUGCUGGGUCAGCGUCACGGCCGGCGUCUGCACGGCCAUCUGCGGCGACCUCUUCCAGCUGUCGGCGCUGAGUCGGUGCCUGGCCUCCAUCCCCGGGGCAGUCCGUGGCGCGGGCCGGCUUCUCUGCCUGCCGUGCCGGUGCGCGCGCGCCCGCCGAAACGUCGUCAACGGCGGUGCGGGCGCUCUGCCGCAGUUUCUGGACCAGACACCGAGUCACAUGCCCGUGCUGGCCCGGGAGCCACCGCUGCAUGUUGGCGCGCGGGUGGUGACGGCGUAUGAUAUCCCGGAGUACGAGCAGCCGGAGGGCGGCGGUGUGUCGGAGUGCACGAUUUGCCUCGGGGAGGUGGAGAAGGGAGACGCGGUGAAGCGGAUGCCGGUGUGCCUGCACAUGUUCCACCGGCAGUGCGUCGACCAGUGGCUGCAUGAGCACUCGACGUGCCCGGUGUGCCGGUGCGUCGUCUUCGCGCCGUUACCGGCCGAAAUGCAAAUGGUGUGA